Scylla paramamosain (green mud crab) is the source of this 555-nucleotide messenger RNA. RefSeq names its product fucose mutarotase-like. The transcript has 4 exons. Gene Ontology annotation, molecular function: racemase and epimerase activity, acting on carbohydrates and derivatives; fucose binding. Gene Ontology annotation, biological process: fucose metabolic process. The coding region runs from base 239 to 493 and encodes 84 amino acids. The record is from RefSeq and is a predicted model, not a curated record. NCBI's taxonomy places the organism in Eukaryota, Metazoa, Arthropoda, Malacostraca, Decapoda, Portunidae.
UAGUAGCUUCGUUUUAAGAAAUCGCCAAGCGUCAUGUGGUGGAAGAGGCAGCGUUCUCUCACAUCUCAGGUGGACCUAUGCCCUUGACCUACGCUGCCUAGUCCGGGUGGGAUUUCCAUUUAACGUGCUGGCGGACAUCAACUUCCCGACCCGUAGCAUAUGCAACGCUGAGGGACCUAAAGAGUACAGAGCUGAUGGCAUUGACAUCCCUGCCCUUCUUGAUGCCAUCUUGACUCUCAUGCCCUUGGACAACUAUGUUGACAAUCCAGUGGCGGUGAUGAACCGCACACAGGAAGAUGUAAUGAGGGGUGUGGAAGUGCCGGUACUGAAAGAUUACCGUCGCAUCUGUGACCUCCACCACAAAUCUACAGUGAAGAUAGCUUUUCUUGAGCGCUUUGAAUUCUAUGAACGCGCAAAGAAUGCUUUCGCCAUCAUCCAAACAGGAGAGACGUCUCCAUAUGGCAACAUCCUUCUGACCCGAGGAGUAUGCUAGCUGACUUUCCCUCAGCCUUUGGGACAGGAGUGUUCUGCUGUCUUGCAAUAAACACAUAAAAA